Molecule: messenger RNA, 1965 nt
Organism: Anopheles stephensi (Asian malaria mosquito)
Lineage: Eukaryota; Metazoa; Arthropoda; Insecta; Diptera; Culicidae
Product: dimethyladenosine transferase 2, mitochondrial-like
Exons: 3
Coding region: 210-1664 (484 amino acids)
Biological process (GO): rRNA methylation; transcription initiation at mitochondrial promoter
Cellular component (GO): mitochondrial matrix
Molecular function (GO): rRNA (adenine-N6,N6-)-dimethyltransferase activity; mitochondrial transcription factor activity
Source: RefSeq, a predicted model, not a curated record
AAUUUGACUGUUGAAUCAAAACAUUGCUACCGCUCCGACCAACAGUUUGUAAAUAAACCAGGGAAAUAUAAAAAAACUCGUGGUGCCGGCGAGUUCCGUAAUAUGUAAAUUUCAUCGAGUGUGGUAGAUCCCGUGAAACACCCUCACAAACAACGUAGUACAAUCAAUUCAAAUAAAAGUUCCUAACCUCGUGGUAGCAGAAAAGUUACAUGAUCGGUCCAAACAUGACCGGGCACAGUUUACACAUGCUUCGAAGCAUCUUUCCCCGAUGGCGAAACAGCUCGACUUCUCUGUACCGAACCGUGGUGAACGAUGCAGCAUCGCUCCAACUGAAACCAUCGCGCGGCCGUAAACCGAAAGCCAUGGCCACCACAUCAUCCCCCGGUGCCACCGAAAUCACUGUACCAAAGGAUAUACUGGAACACUUCCAGACCACUGACGGGAUGGAUGCGUCCGUGUUGAAACACUUCCCACCAUCGAUACUGCGUAAAAGCUCCCUCAACACGGAACGAUUUUACGUCGCCAAUCGAGCGACGGCAGAACGCAUCGCGGACGUUAUAACACAGGAUCUACCGCCCGAUCGGUUAUUGGUGGAAGUAAAUCCUGGCCCAGGAAUGCUGACCGAACAAAUCCUGAAACGCAAAGUUAACAACCUGCGCCUUUACGAAACGGAAUCCGCUUUCGAGCCUCGACUCCGAUCGUCACUCAAACUGCCAAAGAAUGCGCUUCAGAUUGGUGAUUUCAACGGGCUGUGGCGGUUGUCCUAUCUGGAUGGGUUGGACAAUGGUCGACGCGUGCUAAAGCUAUUGAGUGACAUACCACAAAGGAAGUGGCCGGAUGAGGUCGGCUUCCGACUGUUUUCCGUCAUAGGAACCGUAAAAUUUUUGCGCUACCUUAUCAACUCGAUCACCCACCAGUCGGAAUUCUAUUUGCUAGGACGGUACGAAAUGUACCUCGUGAUGUCACCGUUACUUUACGCGCAAAUCGCCGCCACCAAAGACGGAGGAUACAAACUGUACCGGGGGAGCACGAUCGUGUUUCAGGUGUACUUCGAGCACGAACUGUUGGGAAAGGUACCACGCAAACACUUCCUACCCUGGUGCACUGCUGGCGGUACAAAAAAGGUCCGUACGCUGCACCAGAAGCUAAUCGAGGACGGUACGGAAGAGUGGUGUUUGGUGAAGAUUGUGCCACGGAGGAAUCUGCACGAACAUCUGCUGCCGGACAAUUUCGGUCUGUUUGCUUCGUUUAUAACGCAACAUUACAUCAGCAGACGGAAUCGGAUUAUCCCAUCGCUAGAACACUGGAUUCCGCACUGUGGAGCAAGGCUUAUUUUGAACGCAAACUAUACGCCAAGGACGUCGAAAAAGGCAGCGUCAUCAAUCGCGAACGUGUUACCGAGUCUGCUGUCGAAAUCGAUGCCCCUGUCAUCGAACGAUUAUCCGACCAACAUGAACAUUUACACCGAGUUCGGUGAGCUGACCCCAACGCAGGCGCUAACGCUGUUUAAUGAGUUUAUCAACUGGUCCGAAUUCCACCAGUCACCGUUCAUGCAGGCGGUGGAAAGUCAGAAGCUCAAGCAGCGCCUGUUGCGAACGCUUGAUGAGGAAGAUCCCGGAUCGGAAGAGCCCAACGAACCGAUGAAAAAACGUUCGGAUGCGUAGCGAACGAACGGUGGUCGGUAACCGGUUUCGAACUGACUCUAUUUUUAUUCGGAGUGCUUAUACUGAAAACAGAAGGCGGGGAAACACACGCGCAUUACGCGCACAACCCAUUAUGCAUAGUUUUAGUGCCAGCGCGGCACAGUUUGACGCCCUCGAAAUACAGCGGGUUAACCUUCAUCGCCACCGGCUGUUCCUGCUGCUGGUCGACGUCGUUCCGAUUGUUCACCGUCAGCUCGAGCAUCUCCGUGGUGCCCUUGAUGCAGUCCAGCUCCAGUGUGGUAAUGUUAACCCCGAUCACCCA